CGGCCCUCCUCGCCCCCCGGGUGCAUCAUCUCUGCACUCCAGACGGAGGAGACGAGACGAAGCACACUCCUGGCACACGGAUGCGGAGUGUCUCCGGCUUCAUUCAGCUCCUUCGCAGCCUGACAACAUGUCCUCUACAAUGCCUCCGGAAAGCCUCGAGAACAGUUGCUACACCUUGGAAGGUCCAAGCUUCCGUCAUGUCUGUCUUCCACCCCCCAAGAGAAGGCAUUACUCUCGAAUACCUCUUCAGACCCGUGCAUCAUGUUUUACUGCAACCUGUUGUCCCCGCCGCCCUUCUUCUACUGCACCUGAGAUACCCUGAGGCUUUCCAGCGAGCCCUUCCGCUCAUUGUAACGAGUGCCAUUCAACCUAGAUUCAUUACCCGGACGCUCGGGGGACUCCUCACAUUUGGUGUCCUGUACAAACUGAACAGAUACCUCAGCCGGCUAGUGCUCAACAACUUCGUGAAAGACACGUCGUGGGACUGGGAGCGCGAAAUCGUCCUGAUCAGUGGCGGCUCGUCUGGCAUUGGGCAGGAAAUGGUUCGACAGUUUGGCGAACGGAACAUCAAAGUCGUGGUUCUCGACGUUAACCCCCCUCAAACGCCAUUACCCACCUGUGCCACGUUCUAUAAGACUGAUGUGACCUCGUCUCAAGAUAUUCGAGAUGUCGCUGCGAAAAUCCGCAAGGACGUCGGUGAUCCAACAGUGCUCAUCAACAAUGCUGGCGUCGCGAACGGGAAAACUAUCCUUGACGAAACCGAGGAGCAACUUCAACGCACCUUCGACGUCAAUAUUCUGGCCCAUUUCAAAAUGGUCAAAGAAUUUUUGCCGGACAUGAUCAAGAAAAAUCAUGGACAUGUGGUAACGAUUGCGAGCAUGUCGAGCUUUGCGACAUGGGCUGGGGUUACCAGCUACGCCGCGACCAAAGCAGCAGCACUGGCGUUCCAUGAGGGAUUGGCGCAGGAGCUGAGGGCGAGAUACGGUGCUGAUAAAGUCCGCACAACGAUCGUGCAUCCCGUGUGGGUACGGACGCCCCUUUCUCACGGCUUAGUCAGGAAGAUGGCUUCGAAUCAAGUUCUGCUGGAGCCCGGCACGGUGGCAGAAGCAGUGGUCUCGCAGGUGCUUAAAUGUGAAGGCGACCAGCUUAUUCUCCCCGCGCGGUUCAACUUUGUGCCUUUCAUGAGAGGUUGGCCAAGCUGGCUGCAGGAGAGCGCGCGGAGUGACGGGGCACAGGUCAUCCAAAGUGGCAACUGAAUCAUACAUAUUUGCAGGCGAGGAAAAGAAGGGCAGCCACUCGUUUGAAUGCUGGGUUGGACAAGGCUGGACGAGGGAAAUUUAUCGGUAUUUGAGAAGCCAGAUUACGCCUCCCUAUCGGCCGAGAAGGAAAGGGGCUCAGUGGCGAUUCGUGAGCUUCCCGGCUUCAGACAGUUACUCCGUAUGCUUGGUACUACUCCGUAUUAUGUCCCGAAUCGAAAAGUGUUGGUAUAUUAUUACCAAAGCGAGAA
This is a messenger RNA of Cladophialophora immunda, 1507 nucleotides long. RefSeq lists its product as uncharacterized. The transcript has 2 exons. The record is from RefSeq and is a predicted model, not a curated record. Gene Ontology annotation, molecular function: oxidoreductase activity, acting on the CH-OH group of donors, NAD or NADP as acceptor. Bases 81 to 1256 code for a protein of 391 amino acids. Lineage: Eukaryota; Fungi; Ascomycota; Eurotiomycetes; Chaetothyriales; Herpotrichiellaceae.